AUGUCCUUCAAACCGAUCAAGACAGGCGUCGUUGGGGUAGGGUUCGGUGGACUAACCUUUCAUAUACCUUUCAUACUAGCAUUGCCGCGGCAUUUCAUUUUGCAUGCGGUGGUUGAGAGAACCCCAUCGGCUCCUGGAGGCAAGCUGAAGGAACGCUUCGGUGGAGAGGUUACUGCGAACGUCAAGCUCUACACGACAUAUCGGGAGCUAGUGGAUGACCCAGAGAUCGAGCUGAUCAUCGUGACGACGCCAAAUAACACCCACUUCGAUUUUGCGAGACAGGCUCUUGAAGCGGGUAAGCACGUACUGGUGGACAAGCCCGUCACUACAAAUACGUCAGAGGCCUGGGAAUUAGGGGCUUUAGCAAGGCAAAAAGGCAUCGUACUCUACCCGUACCAGAACUGUCGGUUCAACGCCGACUUCCUGGCUCUGCGCCAGCUGUUGCGGCUGCCCGCGGACCACCCACAGUCACUGGGCACACUCAUCGAGUUUGAGUCGCGAUAUGACCGCUAUCGCACCGCAAUCAAGAACAGCUGGAAGAACGUACCUCUCCCCGGUACCGGUCUGACAUACGACCUUGGCUCGCACCUCAUAGAUCAGGCGCUCGUGCUAUUUGGACGGCCGGCCAGGGUCACUGCGUUCAUCGACAACGUCAGAGGAAUUGGCACUGCAGAGGUGGAUGACUGUUUCACAAUCUUCCUGCAUUACCCGCCGCGCCCCGGGCGCGCAGGCAUUCAGCCUACGUCCUUUACGGCGAUCCUGCGAUCACACAUACUGUCCGUGCGCUCCCCUCAGCUGCGCUACGUCGUCCGGGGGACCACGGGCACCUACAUCAAGACCGGACUCGACGUGCAGGAGCAACAGCUCAAAUUAUACACGAAUCCCGCGGACAUCGUCGGGGAUCCAGCGUACGGCGUCGAGAAUGAGGCGCUCUGGGGGACACUAGAGAAUCUGGGCGGCAAGGCGGGAGAAUUCGAGGUCGUGAGAUCCACGUGGCCGACUACGGAAAGGGGCAAUUACGCCGCACUAUUCGUGAAUCUGGCAGAGGUGAUCCGCGAAGGCAAGGAAGCGUUGGUCAAGUGGGAGGAGUCAGCGGAGGUGAUCGAGAUCAUCGAGGCGGCGUAUCAGAGUGCGCGUGAGGGGCGGACAGUAACAAUCGCCGACAACUAG
Rhodofomes roseus is the source of this 1170-nucleotide messenger RNA. Its product is annotated as oxidoreductase. Bases 1 to 1170 code for a protein of 389 amino acids. The transcript has 5 exons. Gene Ontology annotation, molecular function: nucleotide binding. The record is from RefSeq and is a predicted model, not a curated record. Lineage: Eukaryota; Fungi; Basidiomycota; Agaricomycetes; Polyporales; Fomitopsidaceae.